This is a messenger RNA of Gossypium arboreum, 1974 nucleotides long. Its product is annotated as wall-associated receptor kinase 2-like. The transcript has 3 exons. Gene Ontology annotation, molecular function: calcium ion binding; polysaccharide binding. The record is from RefSeq and is a predicted model, not a curated record. The coding region runs from base 460 to 1665 and encodes 401 amino acids. NCBI's taxonomy places the organism in Eukaryota, Viridiplantae, Streptophyta, Magnoliopsida, Malvales, Malvaceae.
AAUGAUCAUAUCACUUGGCUCAUUAAUAAAUGAUCAACCGCAUUGAAAUAAAAAUCAUGGAUUCAAUAUUUUUUCCCUUCCCACCCAAAUAAAGUAAUAACUAAUCAAAAUAGCAAGAAUAAUUUUACAAAUAUAUUCUACCCACAGAAAAUCAGAAAUGUGUUACCAGUACUCUUCAUCCAUCCAGGGUUAAUUAAAUUUGGGGAAGACAUUUAUCAAGAAAGAAAUUGAGUUAUGAAUAAUUAAAAAAAAAAAAGAAAAAAGGAUAAGUAUAGAAUAAGCUACGGUGAAGAUGAGUACUAGAGACGUUGGUGGACGACAGCUACGUCAGGGUUACGCUAACCUAACUCAUAGAUGUGAUUCGGUGCUUCCCAAUUGACACAGCUUUGAAUCUUCAAACAAGCUUUCCUGUAAAAUUGUAACCAAUAUUUAGAUCUUCCUCAAUAUCUUAUUCUAGUAAUGGCCGAUAGAAAAAAAGAAGCAAAGGUCAUGGGUUUGAGUUUUAUAUUUAAGAAGCUUGCUCUGGUUGCAGUAACGUUGACACUUGCAGCAACUUCAGUGGCAGCUCAAACACAACCAGGUUGUGAAAGCAGCUGCGGGAAUAUCAGCAUUCCUUAUCCUUUCGGUACAGGCGAUGGUUGCAAUAUUAGCAGCAACUUUUUCAUUACUUGUAACACCACUUUCAAUCCUCCAAAAGCAUUCUUAACCACCAGUACUAUUGAGAUUCUCGACAUCUCUCUGGACGGUUAUUUGCGCAUAAGUGAAUCCAUAGGUUAUGACUGUUACAACGAAGUCGGGCGUACUUUAUAUUUUGAUAUAUGGUUGCAGCUUUCAAAAUUCCCCAUAUCUCAUACCAGAAAUAAGUUCACAGCCAUUGGUUGUGAUACUUAUGCUCACGUAAAGGAUUAUUUGGGAGAUACGUAUUCAACCGGAUGUUUAACGUUUUGUGAUAAUAUUACCAAUGUGGUGAAGGGAUCUUGCUCUGGCAUCGGCUGCUGCCAGACGGCUAUCCCUAAAGGAGUGAGGAGUUAUCAUGUAACGUUUGAUAGUUCUAACAAACAUUCCAAUGUGUUGAGCUUCAAUCCUUGCAGCUAUGGAUUUGUUGCGGAAGAUGGAGCCUAUAACUUCUCUAUUUCAGAUCUUUACGACAAAAAUUUCCGCGACAAAGAAUUCCCAAUGAUACUUGAUUGGACAAUCGGGAAUCAAACCUGCGCAGAAGCUAAAAUGGAUCAAAAAAAUUAUGCUUGCAAGGAAAAUAGCGACUGCAUAGAUCCGGAAAAUGGUCCUGGAUAUUUGUGCAAGUGUCUUGAUGGUUUUCAGGAUAUUAACGAGUGCGAUACGUUGAAGCCUUGCAAUGGAACAUGUAACAAUGCGCCUGGAAGUUAUAAUUGUUCAUGCCCUGAUGGGUUUGAGGGUGACGGCUUGAGAAAUGGAACAGGCUGUAGUCCUAAAGUAGUCAUGCUCCACCGUCAGAGCUUUUCUAUUGCUGUAGUUGCAUUAGGUAUAGGCGUUGGUGUUUUGUUUUCACUCUUGUGCUUGUCAUGGGUUUAUAUGGGGCUUAGGCAAAGAAAGCUCACCGCAGAGAAAUCGGAAAACCUUCAGCAAAAUGGCGGGAUGUUAAUGCGAGAACAGCUUCCAAAACGGGCUGAAAUGCUUACGACCUAAGAGCCCAAGAUUGGAAUCUCUUCAUUUUCCUAACUACAACCAUGAUCAGUGCUUCCCAAUUAAAAAAUAAGUUUGAAUCUUCCAGACAUGUUUUCCUAUAAAUUUGAAACCAAUAUUUCCUUUCAAAAAGUUAUCUUAGGUUUUAUGUAUUCCCAACAAAAUUUAAGGAGCCUGUUCUGUUUGUAGUUUAACAAUUAUAGUGACUUCAUUGUACAAGAAAAACGAGUAAAAUUCAUUUUUAAGUUCACGCACUUUGAAAGUUGUAGCCGCAACAUUAAGCUUUAAUUUAUUCAAAUUUGUGCACGUAAA